AAUGACGCUGGCAGCCUCGUCCCAGCGCUCCCAAAUCAUCCGUUCCAAGUUCCGCUCUGUCCUGCAGCUUCGGAUCCACAGACGGAAUCAAGACUGCACCUCUGAUUCAGAUCCAUGGAUCUCGGCCUCAGGCCCGGCUCUGGCUCCAGCUUUGUCCCCUGUUCCUGCCUCUUUCCUUGUCAGCCCUGGCGUCUUGUCCCCUGAGCCAGCAUACUGUCCUUGGAGGGCUCCGAAGAAGGAAUCGCCCAAGAACUCCCAACAUUGGAAGGAGCCCAAGGUCAGGGGGAACUUGACAUAUCACCUGUACAUGCCUCCAGAACAGAGACAAGGGUCCAGGGCAGAUCUGCACGUGGAGAGGCCAACCCUGGGUCCCCCGGAACCACCUCUUUGGGAAAAGAAAAAUUCACAGAGACCACAUCCUCGGAUGAAGCCUUCCUCACCUAGAGUCUCCAGUCCCUCGCCCCCUUCACACAAGCUGGAACUUCAGACCCUUAAACUGGAAGAGCUGACGGUCUCAGAGCUUAGACAGCAGCUGCGCCUGCGGGGACUCCCGGUGUCCGGGACCAAAGCGAUGCUCCUGGAGCGCAUGCGUGGUGGCACCCCGCCCAGAGAACGGCCGAAGCCUCGGCGCGAGGACAAAGAGGCCGCUGCUCCCUGGCCGCGCCUCAAGCCCAAGGCGCUGGGAACUACCCGGCUACCCGGCUCGGUGAAGACAAGCGCGACAAAUCGUAGGCUGAAGUUUUCCGGAGCUACGGAUCCCCUGGGAGCAGCUCCUGUGCCCGCUCCCGUUCCUGCUCCCGCUCCCUCUCCAGCUUUGGCUCCAACUCCGACUCCAGCUCCAGUUCCAGCUCCAGCUCCCUUCCCGACACCUUCUCCAGCUAGCCUGACUCUGGAGGAGGAGCUGCAGGAAGCGAUCCGUAGAGCGCAGCUGCUUCCAAAUCGCGACAUCGAUGACAUCCUGGAAGACCAAGUGGAGCCAGAUGACCUGCUGCCUCCGGUGCCCUUGGACUUCCCUGGCUCAUUUGACCUGCUGUCUCCCUCCCCGGACUCGGAAGGCUUCUCUUCCGUCUUCUCUUCUUCACUACCGUCCCCCACAAGCUCCUUGUCCCCUUCUCCAAGGGCCCUCACCGAUUCCUUGGACUGGCUGGAGGCCUUGAGUGGGGGUCCACCAUUGGGCUCUGGGCCUCCAGGCCCCAGCAUCUUCUCUGCGGACCUAUCUGACCCCAGUGGCAGUCGGCUCUGGGAACUGCUGCCAGAUCCUUGGUGACAGACCCUUGGGUCUAAGGAGAGGUCAUCUGCACCCACAGGGACCCUCCAACUACAGAGGGCUCAAGAUGUCCUCGUCCCCUCCUGACUCACCGCUGCUGAUCUCUUGUGUGUCUGGACCUGCCUACCGGGCCUCCGUAUGACCCCUCCCUGGUCCAGUGGUUGGGGUUGGGGGUUCAUUUGCUACUGGCCAGUGCAAACAAGCUUGCUGCCUCCUUCAGAGACCUGCAGGUUGUGUGGCUGCCUGUCAUCUGGGGAUCUGGAACUUUGUGCUGUUUGAGUUCAGGAAAGGACCAGGUGAGAGUAGAAGGACCGCACCCCAAGUUCUAGAUAGAGGUGAGAGGACCAGAAGCUACUAGUGGGAGGUGACUACAAACUCCCCAUGACCUUGAACUUAUGAGCCCACCCCCACCUCAGUGUUGUGAUUAUAUCUAGCUUCCUUGGGUUUUUUUGUUGUUGUUGUUGUUUGUUUUCUUUUCUUUUGUUUUUGAGAGCAAGUGUUGCUAUGUAGUGCCAAGCCUGCCUCAAACUUGUGACAAUCCUCCUGGGUGCUGAGAUUACAGAGACGUGAGCCAUUAUACCCAGUUCUCAUGGUUUAUUGAAGAGCUUCCAGGAGCCAUGAGGUGGGAAGAGAGAUAAAAGGGGAGAGGAGAUAGAAUGCUUCUCAGGUGAGCCUCCGCCUCCACCUGCUGCUGGAAGGAUGUCUGUCUGAUGAAUUAAACUGUGGAUCUCCUGUGGCCUCAGGCUCAUGAGGCUGG
Messenger RNA from Mus pahari (shrew mouse), 2024 nucleotides. RefSeq names its product MEF2 activating motif and SAP domain containing transcriptional regulator (gene Mamstr). Gene Ontology annotation, molecular function: transcription coregulator activity. Gene Ontology annotation, cellular component: nucleus. The transcript is spliced from 9 exons. The record is from RefSeq and is a predicted model, not a curated record. Lineage: Eukaryota; Metazoa; Chordata; Mammalia; Rodentia; Muridae. The coding region runs from base 2 to 1267 and encodes 421 amino acids. Gene Ontology annotation, biological process: regulation of transcription by RNA polymerase II.